CCGCCGUAGCAUGGCGCUGGGCUCGGAGGCGCUGCGGGAGCGGCCGGUGCAGCUGGCGCUGGUGCUGGCCUUCGCCUCGGGCGUGCUGGUGGGCUGGCAGGCCCAGCGCGUGCGCAGGCGCUUCCUGGCCUGGAGGAAGCGGCGGCUGCAGGGGCUGCUGGAGGCCACGCAGAAGAAGCUGGACGUGGCCUGAGCGGGCUGCGGCGGGGCCGUGACCUUGGGCGGCCCGGUCCCGGGCGGAGCGGUGCCCUGGUCCCUGCCGCGCCCCUGGGCCUCCCUGUCACAGCCCGAGCCGGGGGGGUGUUAACGCGCCUGGUCAGGACAUAUCUCAGGAUCAGGAUGAUGAAGGCCUCAACGGUGUUACAGUAGAUCCUGGGAGAUGGUGGGAGUGGAAGCCAUCAUGGUAAAGCUUGUGGCAGUGGUUGUUGGCAGACAGCUGCUACUUUGCCUUAUACAGAUGAAAGCUGACAGCUGAAUGAAAAUAAAUGGACUCCUGCUGCAUUUGUAUCUAAACACAGUUUAAAAGAUGGACUUUAAAAACAAAUGUUUUGAAAAGCAACCAUAUUCUAAAAAAGAAGGCUUCUGUGGUAUCAUACAAUCUCAUUUGCCUAAACUGACAUCAGCAAAAAUUGUCUUCACAUGUAUCAGAAUGACCUAUCCUCCAAAAUGUUUUGGGGUGAGCUUGCUUAAUUCAUAUGUAUUAUAACUGUGCAAAUCUGUCACAUUAUGUUUUUAAAAGAUGUUUGUGUCUGUUUUGCUUUGUGAUUCUUAAGGCUCGUCCUGAGCUACAUUUGACCCUUACAUUGUAAUAAAUUAAACUAAAAAUGAUAUCAUUUGUUACUUACUUUAUUAUAAAUUACUAGUAUCUGUUAAGUGGGGAGUGAAAACAUGUAAAGAUUGACGUUAAACAUUUCAGAACUUUGAAAGUAUACAACCCAAAAGGGUUGGUCAAGAAGAUGAAGGCAAAAGCAUGCUAGUGUACACUGAUAAGAUAAAUUUGUAUAUUAAAUCAGUAAUACUGGGGUUCUUGUAUGAAAUUCAGCAAAAAUAGAGAAUUCUGUUUCUAGAUCUCUUACCAGCUCCAUAACUAAGAAUACAUCAGCCCUUUCUGUGCCACAGCAUCACUUCCAGCAAGGAUGCUGGACAUCAUGAAUUAAAAUCCUUGGGACUUCCUUUUUGAUUGAUUUUUUGCUGGGCCGCAUGCUACAUAUAUGUCAGCCAUCCCUAUCUUUCUAUUACUUCCAUGCAUAUGUGCACAGCUUUCCCCUCCAAAAAUAAAUCUCCUAAUCAACACA
Gopherus flavomarginatus (Mexican gopher tortoise) is the source of this 1295-nucleotide messenger RNA. It is a transcript of the gene MTLN, whose product is annotated as mitoregulin. The record is from RefSeq and is a predicted model, not a curated record. NCBI's taxonomy places the organism in Eukaryota, Metazoa, Chordata, Testudines, Testudinidae. The transcript is spliced from 3 exons. Gene Ontology annotation, biological process: positive regulation of mitochondrial membrane potential. Gene Ontology annotation, cellular component: mitochondrial inner membrane. Bases 11 to 193 code for a protein of 60 amino acids.